ACGUAUGCAUAAAUGCUAAGUAUUUUGUUAAGUUUGUCUCUGUACAUUGAAAUACGACACUCCUGGAAAAAUUAUAGUCGACCAUUUAGCGGUGAGUGCUAGAUUGGAUCAGUUGAAGGGCGCAUUACAUCGUCGUGUAGUUCUGUUGCCUAACAACCAAUUAUAUCGGCGCGUCCGUCCGGAUGAUCCAACCCCACAAACACCGUGUCGGUGUGGCUCACACAUGCAAGCUAGCUUUUAGCAGAGUUGUAGCAACAACUGUCCAGUCCUUCCGAUUCAUGUCCCCCCCAUUGUUUUUCCACCACCUAUAUAUCACUGUUCAUAAAUUCCAGGACCAUGAAAGUGAAUAAAUCCGCACAGGUAAAAGGCAAAUCUCAUAAAUGGAAGGAUGUAAAGGGAAGACGGUGCAGACCUCCCAUUAAGCCAUCUGAUCUCAACUCCAGUCCUGUCAUUGUCAGUAUCGUAAAGGAGCACCAGGUGUCUGUAAAGAAAAAACCCUCUGUCAAAAGGCUAAAAAGCAAAGCAAAGACUGUUUCUGAGGAUAAGGUGGUCUUUCCUGAGACCGAAUGUAAUAAACCAAACUCUCAGGCCAAUGGAAGUUCCGCGUUUACAUCAGAAGAUGGGACCGAGGAUUGGAAGGAGUGGAAGGCGUAUUCCGAUUCAUUUCAUGGAAAUGGACAUGUGGAGACCUCGGGUUAUACGCAGGAUGUCCAGUCAGGUAGACUGGAAGGAGAGACUCUCCAUCACUGUGCACAGAGAGAUGAUAAACAAAACCGGGCAGUACUGGUCAUGCAAAAAGAUCAGACACUGUGUUUCCGAGGGAAGUGCUUUUUGACCUGCUUAUAUGGACGUGUAGAAGUGAUGGGAUUUACCAUUGAAGAGGGUCAGAAGUCAUACCCACUCUUCUCGCCAGCCUCACAUUGCCCACUCACCGUUACCGCGCUGGAAACCUCCGACUACAGCCGGGACGACAGGGCAGAAGCUGCACACAUCCUUCAAAAGUAUCUUUCAUCAGCAUCACGGAAGAAGUUGCUAAAGCAGAUAACUUCGGUGUCGUCCGUCAUCCUACUUGAACCAAUGGAGACAUCUCUGACACGCUUUAUGUCUAGCUUUGCAGAUCGGAGUGAACUCUUUAGUCCCCCUGUGAGUGAACUCAUGUCAGCUGUUCUUGACACUCCACUGAACGGUUUGGGCAUGAUUCCGCUGGCCAGCACCAUUGAGGGUCUAAAAACCUCCAGGAGCUACAGGGAUGCCCUCAACACAGUAGUCAACGCAUGCAAAGGAGACAUCGAGGGCUCUGCUGUUAUCCUCGUGUGCGGGAUUAAGAACGUGGGCAAGUCGACAUUUAUCCGCUUCCUCAUCAACACUUUACUGAAUCAUACUGCUAGUGUGGACUAUUUGGAAGGGGACCUUGGUCAAACAGAAUUCACCCCUGCUGGCUGUCCUCCGUUCACGCACCAGCGCACACCCGAGCACAUGGUCUUCUACGGUCAGUCAUCGUGCGAGUCGGACUUGGACCGUUACCUGGAGUCUCUGAAAUCCCUGUGGCGUCGCCGGCCCCAGAGCAGAGAGACGCCCGUCAUCAUCAACACCAUGGGCUGGGUCAAAGGAUUCGGACUCCAGCUGCUGGUGGACAUGAUCCGCUCCCUCCCCGUGUCGCACGUGGUCCAGCUCAGCCACGGCAGCGCCAACCAGUGUCCGGCGCUCACGCCCGAGUUCCUGCGGACGGCGCAGGGCUGCCAGACGCACCCGCCCGCCCAGACGGCCCUGGACGAGUUCACCGAGAGCCACUGCCCCCCGAGAAGCUACUCCCACCUCACCGUGCAGGCAGACUUUCAGGGUGUGGGCCGGCAAGGAACAGCGAAGCACCAGCGCUCAAACGAACAGCGAGAGCUGUCGCUGCUGGCCUACCUGAGUCAGCUUCAGUCUCCCGAUCCGGGACCGGUCAGGCAUCUGAACAGUCUCACCCCAUACCAGGUGCCUCAUGGUGCCGUAGCGUUGGGCGUGAUCCACUGCGAGGUCGUGCCCGCUCACAUGUUCUACGCGGCCAACGGCAGCCUGGUGGGGCUCUGCUGCCUGGCAGAGAAAGUGACCAGCAAAGGAGGCCCCGUCCUGCUGUCACAGGCCCCCAUCUGCCCCUGCGUGGGCUUCGGUGUUCUUCGGGGUAUUGAUAUGGCCCGGGGUCUGUACUUCCUGCUGACCCCUGUUGAUCCCUCCAUCCUACGAAAGGUCAACUGCCUCCUUUUGGGGGCCAUUUCGUUGCCGUCGUGCAUUCUCACAACGCAGGCUGGGUUUGAAGGGGAGGCGCCCUACGUGACGACAGACUACAGCUUUGAUCUGACCGGCGCAGGAAAGCUGAGAGUCUUCAAAGGACUGAUGAGACCAGGUCAAAUCGGAACGCAGUGACAUUUCCGCUUUUUUUUUUUUAGUUGAAUUCUUUCGCCUUGUCGUACACCAAACCGGUCGGCAGAAAACUGUGAACGCGCACAAGGAAAAUGAGUCGGACUCUCCAUCCGGGAAUUCGCUUUUCGACAGGCCUUUGGCGCUCUCACGUCCUCGAACCCGCUCCCGUAAAAACAUUUGGCGGCGCACAGGAGGCGUUUAAAGUUUCUGUACGUACACACGGACAACGAUAGAAUACGUAAUGUUGUGUUUGAAGCUCUUGUUUGAUGUCUCCUCUUUGCUGGUUACAUUCAAUGAGUAAAAACCUGCCAGAUAUUAAACCGAAAAAA
This is a messenger RNA of Menidia menidia (Atlantic silverside), 2732 nucleotides long. NCBI's taxonomy places the organism in Eukaryota, Metazoa, Chordata, Actinopteri, Atheriniformes, Atherinopsidae. The record is from the annotation of a GenBank genome assembly.